AUGACACAGUUAACUAAUAAAAAUACAUUAUCUAUUUCUCGACUAAAAACAAAUGGAAGCUCUGAAGCCAUUAAAGUUAUUGUAAGAUGUCGACCUUUGUCAGAAUUAGAAAUCAAAGAAGGCCAUCAUAGUGUUGUUUCAAUAGAUUCAAAUCUUGGUGUAAUAGAAAUUAAAAAUCCUAAAGAUUUAAAUGAACCACCUAAAACAUUUACAUUUGAUGCCAUAUAUGAUUGGAAUUCAACACAAAGUGAAUUAUAUGAUGAAACAUUUCGUGAUUUAGUUAAUUCAGUUCUUAAUGGUUUUAAUGGUACAAUUUUUGCUUAUGGUCAAACUGGUACUGGAAAAACAUUUACAAUGGAAGGUGUUCAUAAUGAUAAAAUAUUACGUGGUGUUAUUCCAAAUUCAUUUGAACAUAUAUUUCAUCAUAUAGCUAAUUCAACACAACAACAAUAUUUAGUAAGAGCAAGUUAUUUAGAAAUUUAUCAAGAAGAAAUACGUGAUUUAUUAAAUAAAGAUAGUGCAAUAAGACUUGAAUUAAAAGAACGUCCUGAUAUUGGUGUAUAUGUUAAAGAUUUAUCAUCUUUUGUUGUUAAAUCUGUUCAAGAAAUACAUCAUGUUAUGAGUGUUGGACAUGCUAAUAGAUCUGUUGGUAGAACAAAUAUGAAUGAACAUAGUAGUAGAUCACAUGCAAUUUUUAUAAUUACUAUUGAAUGUUCUGAAGUAGGUCCAGAUGGUGAAAAUCAUAUAAGAGUAGGUCGUUUAAACUUAGUUGAUUUAGCUGGUAGUGAAAGGCAAUCAAAAACUGGUACAUUAGGUGAAAGAUUUAAAGAAGCAACAAAAAUUAAUUUAUCUCUUUCUGCAUUGGGAAAUGUAAUAUCUGCAUUAGUUGAUGGAAAAAGUUCACACAUUCCAUAUCGUGAUUCAAAAUUAACAAGAUUACUUCAAGAUUCACUUGGUGGUAAUUCAAAAACAAUUAUGGUUGCAAAUAUUGGUCCAGCAUCAUAUAAUUUUGAAGAAACAAUUGGAACAUUAAGAUACGCAAAUAGGGCAAAAAAUAUUCAAAAUAAACCAAGAAUUAAUGAAGAUCCUAAAGAUGCUUUAGUAAGAGAAUUUCAAGAAGAAAUUGCUAGACUUAAAAGUAUGCUUGAAAAGAGAGGUCUUUCAAGCAGUCGUAAACGUAAAUCUAAAAAACAUAGUACUAUGUCUGAUUCAACUGAUUCUAAUGUUAUGGAUCAAUCAAGUAUUUUAGAAUAUUUAGAAGAACAACAAAAAAUUCUUGAAUUAAAACAAAAAGAAAUAAAUGAUAAUACUUCAAUUAUAUCUGAAGAAAAACAAAAAUUAUUAGAAGAUUUAAAUAGAAGAAAAGAGGAAUUAAUGAAAGAACAUAAAGCUCAACAAAAUUUGGCAGAUAGAAUACAAGCUAUACAAAGUAAACUUUUAAGUGGUAAUUCAAAUUUAUUUGAUAAAACAAGGAAACAAGAAAAUGAAUUAGAAAAUAAAAGAUUAGAAAUAGCAGAACAACGAAGAAGAGAAAGAGAAAUAUUACAACAAUUAGAAUCACAAGAAUGUUCUACAUCUGAAAUAAAUCAAACUUUUACAACAUUAAAACAAGAAGUUGAAUUAAAAACAAAAAAAUUGAAAAAACUUUAUUUAAAGUAUCAACAAAUACGUUCUGAAUUACAGGAUAUUUCAUUUCAUCAUUCUAGAGAAAGACAAGACUUAGAAACAUCUGUUUCUGAAAUAACAAAAGAAUUAAAAUUAAAAUUACUUAUAGUGGAUAAUUUUAUACCAAAUGAUGUUGUAAAAAAAUUAAAAGAAAGAGCUUAUUUUGAUGAUGAUGGUGAUGAAUGGCAUAUAUUAAAAUCUGGAUAUAUAAGACCAAAAACAUCUGAAUACUCAAAUGAUUCACGAUUAUUUAAUGCUUCUCUUAAUCCUGAAGAUGAAACGCCAUCAUUAUUUAUUAAUAAAGAUGAUUCUAUACCACCAAAAAAUAAAAAUGAGACUGAAACAAAUUUAAGGAAAUUUGUUCAAACAUUAGUUUUACGCCCUUCAUCACGACCAGAACAACGUCGUUCUUUUACGAUAUAUGAACAACAAUUAUUGAAUAAGGCUAGACAAAGAAUUCAAAAAAGUAGUUGUGUUAAACCAACAUUAUUUGCAAACGAAGAUAAUUUAGUUGAAGAAAUAAUACCAGAAGAAGUUUUACGAUUUUGUGGAGAAAAUAUUUUAACAUUUUCUUGUCUUGAGACAUUCCCAUCAAUUGUAAAAAAUUAUGAUAUAACUACUUUAUCACAAUCUAAUAGAGCAAAAUUAUCAAAUAAUAAAGCAUCUACAUUUAAUAGUAGUAUUAAAACAAAUUGUGAUGUUAUGAUUGAUGUAUCAAGAAUUCCAGCUCCAAGAAGAGCUAUUUCUCGUGACUCAAGAAAAGAACAAAAAAAUAAUAAAACGCAAUAUUCAACAAAUUUUUCAAAAAAAGGGGACGCCCGCAGCGUGCAGCACUCAUCACAACCUACUACAGCGAUGGUAAAUAUAUCUUCAAAUACAAGCGCACUCGUUUAUCCAAGAGCACGUGGACUUAUUCCUAUACCAAACAAACGGUAA
Messenger RNA from Strongyloides ratti, 2601 nucleotides. RefSeq names its product Kinesin-like protein Klp68D. The transcript is spliced from 4 exons. Gene Ontology annotation, molecular function: microtubule binding; microtubule motor activity; ATP binding. Gene Ontology annotation, biological process: microtubule-based movement. Bases 1 to 2601 code for a protein of 866 amino acids. NCBI's taxonomy places the organism in Eukaryota, Metazoa, Nematoda, Chromadorea, Rhabditida, Strongyloididae. The record is from RefSeq and is a predicted model, not a curated record.